AUGGCGCGUGAGCAAUGGACGCGCGUCCCCCGCCUCGUGGUGUUCGACCUGGACUACACGCUGUGGGGGCCCUACAUCGACGUGUUGAACGGGGGUCCGUUCACGACGACGGAUAGUCCGGGCACCGUGCUCGAUCGCUACGGGGAAGAGCUUAAGCUGCUGCCGGACGUCGAGAAAGUGCUGAAUGUCAUCGAGACGGACCCGCAGUUCAGUGGCACGAAUGUAGCCAUUGCAUCGCGCACGGGGGAGAUCGACGCGGCGAAGGAGUGUAUGGGGCUGCUGAAGGUGAGCAUUGGUGGGGAGAUAAAGACGCUCGAAAGCAUCGCCAGCUUCGUGGAGAUCUACCCGACGUGCAAAGUCGCCCAUUUCAAGGAGUUCGAGCAGCAGAGCGGCCUGGCCUACGAAGAUAUGCUCUUCUUCGACGACGAGUAUCGCAACAUCCAGGACAUCAAGAAGCUCGGGGUCACCUGCCAGUACUGCGAAGACGGACUCACUUGGUCAUCAUGGCUACAUGGGAUGGAGGCUUACCAGAAAUCCAAGAAAAAGUAG
Molecule: messenger RNA, 549 nt
Organism: Phytophthora sojae
Lineage: Eukaryota; Oomycota; Peronosporomycetes; Peronosporales; Peronosporaceae
Exons: 1
Coding region: 1-549 (182 amino acids)
Molecular function (GO): acid phosphatase activity
Source: RefSeq, a predicted model, not a curated record